CCAGAGUGAGAUGUGGGCCAUUCUCGGAUUACUGCAACUGGCCGCAUCUGCGUUCUCGUUCGACGCCACAUCCGUCACGAACACUUCAGAGACGAAGAUGUGCUUCACUUGUAGUGUAUUCACUUUUAUCGACAAUAGACUACUCUGCACGAAUCCCGGUACUUGCUAUUCGGACUACUGCUACAGCUACGUGUUAUCCGAUCUACGAAGCAUGUUCCUCUCCGGGUGCGCUGAAGAUUGGUCAGAUUACGGAUUUAGGAGGGAUCGAGAUGAGAGAGUUCUUUGUCACGCCCACGGACAUUUCGGAUUGUGCUUAUGCCAGGCAGGAGGAACACCAUGCAACAAGCACUUCAGCAACGAUACCACAGUCCAAUGGGUAGACUCGGACAUAAUUAUGAUGAAUGCCGUGUCCCACAAAGUUACCGGAUUUACCGCGGAUUAUGCUCGCAAUCGGGUGAUUCAGAUGCGAGUAGAUGGUUACCCGGAAACGUUUCCUGGUCUACCAAUGAACUCUGCAUUGAUCCCAAAUUCUUACUCAGCACUCUUACUUGGCUCAUUAUUUGUAGUCUCAUUAGUAUGAAUUGUUACCGUAAUCUCGUCGCUGUCUACAGCAGUGAUGUCCAGUAAUUUCUAUAAAUCAAACAAGGUAAUUGUGCGAGAAUUAGCACGACCAUUGUACGGG
Messenger RNA from Cylicocyclus nassatus, 682 nucleotides. The record is from the annotation of a GenBank genome assembly. Lineage: Eukaryota; Metazoa; Nematoda; Chromadorea; Rhabditida; Strongylidae.